CUAGCUGAGGGAAAGUGGGAGAAACAAAGCAGCGUCGACUAUUAUUCCAGGAUCCCUAUUCAUAUGGUUAAAAGGAAAAACUGACCUCUCGACUCUUGGCGAGUUUUUUUUUUUCUUUUGCUCUCUUUUGUUGUUCACAAUGGAUGAUCCGUCUUUUAAGUCGGUGUUGCCUGCGCACGACUCCUCUGUGCUGGAUGACACCAGCCUGGCUUUGCCGGCCGAUCUGCGAUCCUCAACGCAGCCAGAUGAGGACCGGAACCAGCGGGUUCAACGGCAGGUUAAGCUCACAAUGUCCAGGAAAUCUAAAAAGACUCAGUCAAAUGGUGGUGUCUAUACACAGAAAUAUGAAACGGGGAGCUUUGAUGAUGCAGAUGGACUUGUAAGAAACAUGAAUGUAAAUAGAUUGACCUUCUCCAGUCGAUCCUUCUCUCGCGACCAUGAGCACAAUCCAUCCAGGAGGCUGGAAGUGUCCGCUCAGUCAAGUCCAGAGCAACCUCAUAGGCACUUUAAAUACAGUACUUACCAUUCUGGGAUGCACACCCCUCCAGGACCAAGCCAUUCACCCAAAGUAAAUAGAUUGACCUUCUCCAGUCAAUCCUUCUCUGGCGACCAUGAGCACAAUCCAGCCAGGAGGCUGGAAGUGUCCGCUCAGUCAAGCCCAGCACAACCUCAUAGGCACUUUAAAUACAGUACUUACCAUUCUGGGAUUCACACCCCUCCAGGACCAAGCCAUUCACCCAAAGUGGGCACUCACUUAGCAAAGUUGCCUUCCUUUCACCACAAUGCUUUUUCAGUAUUACCUCGUAGCACACAGAGGUGUGCAUACACACCUGCACGAGGGACCGUCCGGCAGAGGACGCUUAGACAGAUCGUAGGAUCACAAUCUGUAUCUGCAAAUACUGCAUUUCAGAAAAAUAGAGAAUAUGGUUCCCUUCAGACUUACAGACAAAGUACUGUGAAACCAACUGUGCAGAGACGAAAUGGUAAUAUCACGUUUGAUUUUAUCCAGCCUGAGGAUGGCUCGUUCUUGCUAGGGCAGUUGAGGGAAAGGGGCCACAAGAAACCCUUCAGAGUGAGCACAUACUCACCCUCUCUCAGCAGUGUGGAGACGGAUGCUGGCAGGCGGGCAGCAAUGCAGUUACCCAUUAAGCAGAUGCAGGCGCAGAAUGUCACAAAACUGAGGUCAGUAAGCAAGACUCCGAUGAUGACAGUGGAGAAGGCUGUGCAGCUUUUGACCCAGAAUGAAGAGGAAACACUGAUCUAUGCAACCACUUUCAUACAAAAUCAAUGUUUCAAGAGUGCCGUUGCUAGACACAAGAUUUGCCAUGUGAACGGGAUUGAGAAGCUCCUGUAUCUACUUAACAAUGACAGCGAAGAAGUGCAACGUGCCACUGCCGGGGCGCUGCGCAAUGCUGUUUAUGAGAACGAUAAAAAUAAGCUUAAAGUUGAGGAAAACAAAGGCUUGUCUUUCAUUCCUACUGUACUGAAUAGCAGCCGUGAUAAGGAGACCAGGCGGCAGCUUACGGGUCUUUUGUGGAACCUCUCCUCUCAUGACAUGUUGAAGGAGGCUUUUCCAGAACGUGCCUUAUCCACUCUCAGCCGCUCCGUUCUCGUUCCCGGUUCUGGCAUUUUUGAAGGCGAGAAUCCGAAAGAUGAACUGCUAGCGGAUGAUGAAACUUUCAUCAAUGCCACUGGCUGCCUGCGAAAUCUGAGUUCCGCAGGCCAAAAUGUCAGGAAAGCAAUGAGGAAUUGUGACAAUCUCAUCGAUUCUUUGAUCUACUACAUCCGGGGAACCGUAGCUAACCGCAAGAUGGAUGACAAGCCCACGGAGAACUGCGUCUGUAUCCUGCACAACCUGUCUUAUCAGAUUGAGUCAGAGCUUCCAAAGAAAAACGACCAGGUUCUCAGAGAGUCUCGCCAAGACUUGGAUUCGCAGCCAAAGACUCCGGGCUGUUUUUCUUACCGCAGUGCCAAGAUCACAGAGUAUGCAGUGCAUCAGCACCCCCUGCUGGAGCCCAACCCCAACCCCCAUGGCAUAGAGUGGCUGUGGGACAUAAUCACUGUCAGGAUGUACAUAUCACUGAUGGCCUGCAGUAAAUGUGACGCCAUCAAGGAGGCUGCCCUUGGGGCUCUGCAGAACAUCACGGCCGGAAAACACGAGAUAAAUGGAAGCGUUGCCGUUACCAUUGUUCAGCGGGAAAAUGGUCUUGAGAUGAUUAAGGAAAUUUUAAACGGUGAAAGUAGUAAUCUAAAGAUAACUGCUGUAUCUCUAAUCAAAAACCUCUCACGCUACGAUCAACUUCACCCUGCCAUUGCAAACCAGGUGUUGCCAGAGAUGCUGAAAAUGCUGCCCUUUGACGGCACCGAUGUCAACCAGACUAGUGAGGUGACGAUUUCUCUAUGUGAAAUCCUGACUUACCUGUGCCAGAGUGAUGCGAAGAACGCCAACGGAAUAAUCGAAAACCGCGGCAUCCCAAAGAUCAUCAACAUCAGCAAGACAGAGACAGGACCCACUCGUAUGCAAAAGGCAGCGUGCCUUCUGCUGCACGUAAUAUGGCAACACAAUGAAGUCCACGAGACCCUCAAGAAAUGCGGGUUCAAGAAAUGCGAUUUUGUCAAUUCAAGGAUAAAAAGCGCUUUGAGCUCCUGAUGAAACUCAGCCGUCGAUUCAUAAACACUAUUGGCGCAGUUUUCAUCUCAUCUGUAUCCAUGUAGCGACUUUUUUUAUGGCUGUUGUUUUUGUUUUGUUGGGGUUUUGUGUCAUGCUACAACCAAACAUUGGAAACUACACUGAAACUCUUUUUUAAAUGAUAGACUUUUUUUGGUUGGUUGUUUUUAUUUGGAAAUCUCUCUCCAGCUAUUUGCCGUACUGUUUGCAUUAGUUGGAUUCAUGUUAUCAAAUGUAUCAUUCUGAUACCACAAAAUGAAUGAGAUGUUUUAUUUAAAAAGAGGUAAACCUGCUGAUUCAUGAAGAACUGUACCACACUUUUUAUGACCGUUAAAGCACCUUUUAGUUGUUAAUAAUCCUUGUGUAGCAUAUCAUUGUUGUAGUGCCUUAUGGUAAAAAUGACAGAUGAAUGUAGAACGUUUUUUUAUAGCAAAAAAUACAUUAAUCAUAAGACAGCUAUUGAAAUUUGAAGUUUUUCUUUCUGUUUAUGUUGUAUGGGUUUUUUCCCCUCCUUUCCAUAAUGGCAGCUUGUCGCUUUGUAAUAGUCAAUGUUUUAAGAUAAAUGAAAUCUUUAAAAUGAAGAUCAUCAAUGAAGAAGUUCUUCUUUUUUUUUAAGACAAACCAAAUAAAGUUGUACAUUAAAGAAUACAGAAUGCGCUGAAAGACUCAUUACCACGACUGCUUGUUAACCUGUUCUCUCUGUGAAAAUGCCUUGUUGAUGUCUGAGGCCAGAGGAGAACAGAUAGACUGCUUCGACCUGCACCAGGAGACCACAUCUGUCAGCUAAGAAUAGGAAACUGAGGCUACAAUUUGCACAUGCUGUCCUGCACGGGCAUCUCUGAAGGCAAAUGGGGUUCCAACCUGGUACUAGCAAGGUAAAUGGUAAAUGGCCUGUAUUUGUAUAGCGCUUUACUGGUCCCUAAGGACCCCAAAGUGCUUUACAUAUCCAGUCAUUCACCCAUUCACACACUGGUGAUGGC
Messenger RNA from Oreochromis aureus, 3648 nucleotides. It is a transcript of the gene pkp2, whose product is annotated as plakophilin 2. Bases 140 to 2650 code for a protein of 836 amino acids. The record is from RefSeq and is a predicted model, not a curated record. Gene Ontology annotation, cellular component: adherens junction; plasma membrane; intermediate filament. The transcript is spliced from 14 exons. Gene Ontology annotation, molecular function: protein kinase C binding; molecular adaptor activity; intermediate filament binding. Lineage: Eukaryota; Metazoa; Chordata; Actinopteri; Cichliformes; Cichlidae. Gene Ontology annotation, biological process: cell-cell junction assembly; protein localization to plasma membrane; heart development.